AUGGCCACUGCCACUUCUAGAUUAGUAUUUCCGCUCGUCUUGCUUUUACUCAGCAUCGCUGCAUGCUCUGCCUCUAGAUUUCUCUUCGCAGAGCCGAUUCCAUAUGGCACUGACCACGGCGUUGGCUAUGGCGGUGGAGGCGGCGGUGGUUCCGGUGCUGGUUAUGGCUCCGGCGCCGCAGGGGGGAAAGGCGGUAAGCAUGGAGGUGGGUUUGGUGGUGGGCGUGGAGGCGGAUCUGGAGCUGGGUAUGGAAGAGCCACCUGGGAGAGUAUGGUGAUUUGGGAGGCCAUGGAGGCGGGUACGCUACUGGCAGAGGGAGCGGCGGUGGCGUAG
Messenger RNA from Zingiber officinale, 333 nucleotides. RefSeq names its product glycine-rich protein DOT1-like. The record is from RefSeq and is a predicted model, not a curated record. The transcript has a single exon. The coding region runs from base 1 to 333 and encodes 110 amino acids. Lineage: Eukaryota; Viridiplantae; Streptophyta; Magnoliopsida; Zingiberales; Zingiberaceae.